Recurvomyces mirabilis is the source of this 1269-nucleotide messenger RNA. RefSeq lists its product as uncharacterized. The coding region runs from base 1 to 1269 and encodes 422 amino acids. The transcript is spliced from 4 exons. NCBI's taxonomy places the organism in Eukaryota, Fungi, Ascomycota, Dothideomycetes, Mycosphaerellales, Teratosphaeriaceae. The record is from RefSeq and is a predicted model, not a curated record.
AUGGACACAGCCUUGCCUCCAGAUGCACGGGUCGCUUCCAUCCUUGUGAUCAUCUAUUCAGUGAUUUGCUUAGCCUCGAGCGCCUUACUCUCGUGCGUACUCUGGAGCAAUGGCGAGCGCACCACCUACCUGCUCUUGAUAGCCAUCGCAUCGUGUGGCAGCACUACCGCCUCCAUCGUGCAGCAGAUAUACUACGCCUGCCAAUGGCGCACCGUUGUCGAAGUCGCCUGGGAACAGGCGAAGCUCAGCAUCGACAAGCCAGGCAUCGCACUCGGUCCACUCUUCACUGGAUUUAAUCUCGGCCUAUAUCUCAUACAGUUCUGUAUAUACAACAUCAUUGCGAUACUCGUCUUCUGCUGGUCCGUGGCUCUACUGAAGGGCGUCUACAACCUACAAUUUAAGCGUCUCGCAGGAUGGGAAGCCACCAUCUCGAUCACGUCGAGGGUUCUCGCCAUUGUUGUACCCGCGUUGCUGAUUGGACUAUCCUUUCUACCGUCGGUACAAAGUAGUGCCAGCGCGACUCUUGCUAUUGGGAUUGUUCUAAUCAUGGCAAGCUAUGGUCUGGGAGGCGUAUUCGUCGUAGCAGUGCUUAUCCGCUACAUACACAGUCGACACCUUUUCUCUAGUUUCCUAAGCUCGUCACGCACCCACACAACCGACACACUAUCGACCACAACCCAUGGAACAACCUCACGACCACCGAAGAUCCGUGUGGAUAGAAUCCUACUAAUCCGCUUUUCAAUCGCCUUCUUCAUCCUCGCCGCUUUCGAAGUCACGAUCGCCUGCUUCGAGAGCUCUCGCGCCCAAACUUCUGCACGUCUCGCAGUAGCAGAGGGACCCGAAUACUCGGCCCGUAGCGCCAUUGCAUCGAUCCUACUUUUCCUUCCCGCUGUAACAGGCAGUCUGCUAGCCUUCCUCCUCUUCGGCACAACAGCGCAUAAUGUUCGGAAGUACAUGGCCGUAAUCAAAUCGAUUCGGUUUCCCCGUCGACGAAGAGCGAGCUUGACGCAGACAGUCAACAGCCCUGAAUCAUGGAACAGACUAGAUGAUGGCACGCCCAAGCCGCUGUAUAGGUGUACGAUCAGGUCGGAAGCGAAUCGUGAGGAUAUCGAACUGGGUGAUUCGGGGCCCUUUGGCAAGGUCAGGACAAGUGUCGUGGUGCAUGACGAUGACCGCCUUCCAAUUCAGUCGAAUAACGAUGAGAGGCCAAAGGAUAGGAAUUCGUGGCGACAUUACCGGAAUGCUGAUCGAUAUAGUCGAUCAUAUUAG